Molecule: messenger RNA, 3449 nt
Organism: Petromyzon marinus (sea lamprey)
Lineage: Eukaryota; Metazoa; Chordata; Hyperoartia; Petromyzontiformes; Petromyzontidae
Gene: SPATA6
Product: spermatogenesis associated 6
Biological process (GO): spermatogenesis
Cellular component (GO): sperm head-tail coupling apparatus
Molecular function (GO): myosin light chain binding
Source: RefSeq, a predicted model, not a curated record
CAACAAUAGGGCAGUGGGAUCCUAUUGUUCGUGCAGGACCCUAUUGUUCGUGCAGGACCCUAUUGUUCGUGCAGGACCCUAUUGUUCGUGCAGCGCUCCCUAGAAUCGAGGAAACAAGCUUCGUAACGAGCUAAAUAACUAAAUAAAUUGCUUUCGACGGCAUCACGUCCGGCGGAUACAUCGGUUUAAAGGAUAUUGGCCAAGGCGGUGGGGGUGGGGUUUGUGUGAAGAUGAAAUUGCAUGGGUGGCUUGGGGUUACUGUUUGCAAGCGUUGUUGUGUUGAUUCAACGUUUCGUUGUCGAGGCUUUAAACGCCGUCGUUAGGGGAGCUUUUGUCCGGCACGCUUUGGUCUCUCCCACGUCCCUUCGUGUGCCGUUGCAAUUCGCUCGCCGCGCACUGUAACGUCGCCGCUGGUGAGACAAAGACGGCCGUGGGCUGGGUGGUGCCGACACCCACACAGUGCCGGUCUUCAGUCGGUGGCACUCGCUAACGUCACUUGCCUGCCCACCACAGUGUGUGGCGGCCUGUGUACGGGGGGAGGAGGAGACGAGAUGCCGCGGAAGACUCCUCUGAAGGUGUCUGUGGACGUGACCGUCCAUGCCGUGACAUGCCCUGGCGCAGUGCUCCAAGGGAGCGAGCGCGUCUACAUGAGCGUCUGCGUGCUCGGAUGCUACGCCAAGACCCGGGCCAUCGAGCCCGGCUUCCCACUGCUCUUCCGACAGACGCUGCACGUGCGCAAGGUCUUGGAAGGAGUUGAUGACUUGGAAGACCUCACGGAUGUAUUUGAAGCCGAGGACAUCACGUUUGAGCUGGUUCAACUUUGCCCCCCAGCCGGCGAGACUCUGGCAACGUACACAGAGGCCGCGUCGUCGCUGCUCGUACCUGGGCCUCUCCGCGAGGUGCUCAUGACCAGAUCAACAGACUUCUCGGGCCGCCUCUCUCCCAGGCUGGACUUCUCUGCCCGCGUUCUUGUCCUGGAGUCUGGCAGGGACGGCACACACAGGGAAACGGGCUCGGCAGCGGCACAGGACUGGUCGACGGGCCGCUCGUCGCCACCGCCACCGUCAUCGUCGUCGCCAGCGGCGCCACCGAAUCCCGGGACUCGGCGAGUGCAGAGCCCCGGUUACCGCGAGCCCACGGAGGCGUGGCGAGCUCGCUGCCCUUCUCCCUACACCGAGCGGCGGAUGUGCGAGCGAUCGGCCGGCUUCGGCAGCUGCCCAACGGGCGGCAGAGGAGCGGCGGGACGGGGAGGAGGAGGAGGAGGAGGAAGUCAGAGGAUGCCCCACCUGGGCCUCGGGCCGUGGCACUUUACGUCGCCGCUCAGGGACCCACCCGCGUUCGUUGUGCGGCGAGUAAACUUGGACGGUUUGGCAAAAAACACUCCGCCAAAGUCCCCCCCAGUGGAAAACAGGCUUCGAACGUCCCACUCCCCACGCUCGCAAAUCCUGGACGACACUUCCCUCCGUGGCAGCUACAGACCGAGUCGAGACGCGUCUCAGAGUGAGGGCCGGCGGCGGCGUCCGGAGGCGGCCGCGAGGGUCUCGUGGGGCCGGACCCCGACGAGUGGACGGGGGCAGGAGGGCGGCGGCGGCGGUGGCGAGGCGCGGGGGGGUUCCCUCCGAACGCCGCGGGGACACCGCGAUCCCCACACGGCGGACAGCAGCUGCCUUUGCGAUCCCUCGUGGAGCAUCGAUUCGUGGGAGCUCGUGCACAAGCGUGUGAAGGGGCUGCUGAAAUCCAACAGGGCUCGCCGCACACUGCACUACGGCUCUGGUGGAGAGGAUGACGAAGUGGGGGAGAAGAGCCAUUCCGUGGGAUCAGCUGAGAGGGCACUCCACAGACUCUCGCUUGCAAGAAGCAGCAGCGGUGGUGCCGACUCGUCGGAGGCGAAGGCCGCGUCCGCCACCGGGUGCGAUGGCGCCGAGUGGCUCGAGCUGUGGCGGUCGCGUGCCAAUUCGCUGCGAGCUGCGGAGCCUCACCGCGCCUCGCUCCACCAGGAGAUGGGGCGCGUUUACCGCGAUCUUUACCGCGACGCGAAGGCCGGGGCUGUGACGGCGGCGGCUUCGAUGUGACGGAGCGAGCGGUGAGGACGAAGACACGGGGGGACCUCCCCAACCGAACCGGCAACAAGACGGAUCCUGUAGCCGUAUCGUGGUGCCACCACCGGAGCUUAAUAGCAGCUGGGUUAGUGACCCAGUAAAAUAUUUACGCACAUGGCACACCACAUUCAGAAUACCUCUCUCUAUGGGCUGCUAUUAGUUGCCUACAAAUACUCGGUAAAAAUUUCAAUUUGUAUAUAUUUUUUUUAAUCUUCACCGCGUCGAUGACCGUGGCACUUUUGUCUGGGAGUGGCGGUGGUGGCGGUAUGCCUCCAAUCCAGCACACGGGGAGGCAAGGGUAGGUGGAUCUCGUAAAGAUGUGAAACUAACCAAACCCGAUGAGGCUGUAAGGUGGUCUGAUAGCAGGACAGCAAGUGGGGUUUGUGAAGACCUCCGUGCAUACCUUUGAGUAUUAACCCAUUCCCCCCGGCACCAUUGUGAGUGCUUUCUUCAACAACGAUUUCUUCCCACAAAAGGUAACGUGCCACGGUACUUAAAAUGAAUCGGCCAAACAUUCCAAUGUAGGACCAUCCUGAAAAAGUCUCAACUCGGUGAGGCUCUCUCGGACACAAAUUUUCGCAAUUAAGUAUUCAAGAUCACCUGAUCGUAAUGCCCACUGUGCCACGUGUUUUCUAAUUUACUCACCGUUUCACGGUUCCUUUUCGUACCCGUUUCUUUCGCACGACUCGGCGCCGACCGCCUCCGUGUACCUGUGUUCGGUACUCGCCUGGCCUCGAUGUUUACCUGGACGUCCGUCCUUAAUUUACGCGGUCCCAACAACCACACGCACAGAACGCCUCCAAUGACCUGGUCUCAAAGCUGGGCAUCUCUUUCGCUCUCCCGUUCCACCCCCACGGUUCUGUUCGCAAAUCUCCUCAUUGUUGCACACAAAAAAGGCGAGUCGCCUCGUUCGGUUGUUUGCAAAGUGAAAACGAAGGUAAACCGUUAAGGUGUUUUAUCCAAACCAUCCACGUACUUUUCCCCUCUCAUGCACUCUCCAGCAUUCAAAGCCUCUUACCCAUCUCCUAACACCUCUCCACCACUCACCCAACAACGCUACCCACCAACGGCCCCGCUCACACACAUUGGUACCAUGCACCAAACGCACAGUGCCAGGACCAAGCACACGUUCGGCUUGUGGGCUAUUUCCAACAAUGCAAGAGGCUUUUAAACAACCAAAAGAGAGAAUAUUUGAAGCGCACAGAUAUAAAUGCAUUCCGACCGAAGUGUUGCGUGUCGUCAGAACGGUGUUAACGUUGUGUGCAAGUACAAUUGCUGAAAAUUAACGAGCACUCGUAAGCCUUUUUAUGUUAUUUCAACGGGGGUGUUUAUUAAAAAUAUUUUUCCCUU